UCGCGCGUCACAUGCGUGACUGCCAUAGCAACGAGAAAACGCUUUCACACAGCCUGAUUGAACGCUUCCGAGAAUUCAGACAGUCGUAGAUAGCAUUUGCAUUUUUUUAUUUUUUUGGGGGGGGAACUCUAAUAAUAAACGAACUAUCCCAUUGAUUUCGAUAUAGUUUCGUUUUGAAAUAAGAAAUAAGCCAAUAUUUUGUCGCUACAAUGGCAGACACGCGUGUGCUUCCCAGUGGUAAAGUGUACCGGCAAAUGUUUGACGCCCAGGUUCAGUUGUCUCUGGCUCUCUAUGAUUCGCGGAGGAAGCGCGUGGCAGAUGAGGGCGACUGUCUGCUAAGUGGAGAUGCUGCAGACUCUGCCUCACAGCAGCUCAAUGAGACAUUCAACAUCACCACACGGGACACAGUUUAUUCAGGUAGAAAAAGAAAGGAGGGCCAGGAUGAUACUGAGGAGGUUUGGGGUCUUCCAGACACUAUUGUUCCAGAGAAAAAAAACUCAGACAUCAUUGAUCGUCUUAUGGAGAAAAGGCAAACGGAUCACAAUGAAGCUGUUUCUCAGUUGCAGACAGAUCUCGCCAGCCUCACUGUGGGUUUUGAACCAUUAUUUAGACAGACAGGAAAAGAUAUCCUGCUCAGAUUGGCUGAGUAUAAUGACAAUAUUGAAAGACUUAUGCAGAAGAUUGAGAACAUUUCUGAUUUGGUGGCACAUAGCUAUCAGGACAUGCAUGAGAUCUGGAACAAAGUCUGCCAUGAAUCUUCCUUGAAAAAGAAGUGGAUUAAAGAUCUAGACGAGAUAUAUGCCAAAUAUGAAACUGAUAGAAAAACCAUGAUAGCAGAAUUACUGAGAAAAUACACCACUAAACUAGAGAAAAUCAGUUAUUUGAUGCCGCCUGAUGUCCACAGACUGAUUGACAAUGAAGCCAUGAUAAUAAACCAAGCCCUGCUAGCAAAUCGACGUGCUUUGGCCAAACUGUGUUUGAAUUUGAUGGAGAAACAUUUGCAGAUAGAUGUUUUCCAAAGGCUGAGAUGGGAGGAAAAGCUUCAAGAUUGGAAAAGAAUGAAACUUAUUGAUGCAGUCAGCCGGUUCAAAGACUUUAUGAACAGCCCUCACAUUCAGAACCCUAUAAACAUUCAAGAUACUCUGAGAACAGUGAAGUCAGAUCAGAAAACACUGAGUGAGAAACGCAUCCAAACGCUGGAAAUUCUUAGAGACAUGACGCCUCCAAAAAUCUCAGAGUCAUCAGUUGCGGAAUGGUAUUCAGCACUGUCUGCCAUCAAUGAGCAAAUGGAUUGUAUUCACGUUGCCACAAUGGAAAAACUUCACAAAAACUAUGAGAACAGCUGGCAAGUCUGUUUGGCAGAGGUUGAUCUAUUUAAGAUAGAGGUGUCUACAUUCGGAUUCACCUCAGAUGAGAUACAGAAUAUUGUUAACGUGGAGAUAUUACCUCUCAUUGGCCAGUGCCAGUCACAAGUGGAUGUCUAUUUGGAAAAUCUGGAUAAAGCUUUUGAAAGCUUGGCCGAAACAGCAGCUAAUGAGAGCAAGUGUUUAUUCAAGUUUAUUUGUGGGCUGGCUCAGCUGUGGGAGAUCCACUGCGAAGACCUGUUGAACAGAGAACAGCAGCUUCAAAAGUCAUUGGAGUCCAUCAGUCAAGUCCACAACCAAGAGAGCCAGAGGAAAGAGGCCCAGCUGGAUAUGAUGUUGGACAAACUCAGGCAGGAAAGCUCAGAAGAAGCUCUGAAAGACUCCUUAGAGAAGACACUAACCUAUUUGAAAGACAUUAAGAAUGGGUAUAUGAACAUCUAUAAGGAGGAAGUGGAAACUGUGGAGUGUUGCCCAUCUAUAGUCCUUCAGGAAUUACAAGCAUACAGUCUUUCUGUCAGCCAGUGCUUUAAUGUCAAAGAGGUUUAUGGCCAGGACCCUAAGGAUUUUUGCCAACUUUAUCCCUCUCUUAAACUUGAUCAAAGCAUGACAGCCAUUAAGAAUGACAGAUUGAAGAAAGAAGUUGAGGUGAAACCUAGAGGUGCACAAAAGCCACAUUUCAACAACCAAGGAAGCUCAACAUUUGGCUCGUCCUGUGAUAUGGAUGACCAAGAUUGUAAAGCUCUAGAAUUUUCAGUCUCUCAAACCAAUGAGACUUUCACUACCGCAAAAGGAAACUUGUACAACUGCUAUGGGUUUCACACUACACGUGAUGAGGAUCUGGAGACAAACCUUAAGGAAACUGAGCUGGUUUUAUACCCAAAGGCUCUAAUUGUUGAAUUGCUAAAAGAUGUGAGGCAAACAAUUUUCAGCCAUCUGGAAGAGAGAUUUCAUAUUAUUCUAACCAACACUAUGACUGUUGUGGAAGCCAAGAAAGAGAAACUGAAAGCAGAGCUGGAACUUCGCCUCCAACUCCACCAACCCCGCGCUGUAAGAAUCGAGAUGGAUAUUCACAAUGUCAGAGCAGCUGAACUAGUGCUACAUCGGGAACGCGUGGAUCGACACUGCAAGGGUGUACUAGAGGUCCUAGAAGACUGCCGGACAGACUUACAGGAGUUACAGAUACAGAAAAAUAAACUGACUGAAGACUUCCAAAUGCAGAUCUACAGUAGAGAGAAAGAUUUUACCUUUGCCACUAAUUCUGAAAAGAUAAAUAAACUUUGUACCUCACUUCAAACCAGCCUGGACAAACACAUCAAUAUCAUCCAGACUUUACAAAGAGACUUCAGACAAAAGAUGGAGUUAAAAAUGGAGGGCUUGAGGGAAGCAAAUGUUCAGAUAAUGAAAUCUUUCAAAUUGUUUUCUGAGGGGGGAAAUUUUACACCCCAAGAAAUUGAGGUCUUUCAGUCACAUCUGGAAAAAAUGGACAAGCGCAUCGAUUCAGCAGAGGGGGCCAUGAUGCAGGACAUGGAAGAAAAAGAAUCAAAGUGUCUGGAGCAGGUCAAGGAUAUAAUCAGGAAGUUUGAGGAAAAAUUCCGUUUUCUUGCUAUCGAGCUGAAGUUUCUUGAAAAAAUGCAACAAAUCUUUAACAACACACGAAUCCAGAUCAAAAGCGUGGCUUUAAAGAGUAACAUGCAGAAAAAGACGAUUGACAACAUGUUGAGCAAUUUAAAGGAAAUGACUGCUAAGUAUGGCCAACCCAGCCCUGAUAAGAAGAUUGUAACCAGUGGAGUGGAGAUAACAAGUUUAACAAAUUCUCUGAUGGAGGAGCUACAGAAGAGGUGUCAGUAUCUUGAAUGCUUCUUGGAUGCCUCUAUGGCUGUCCCCCGACCAGAGACUCCACUUCAGGGGGCUUUUGCAGUUGCAGCUCGCACCAGGUCCCGUAUACAGGAAAAAACAGGCAGUCCAGAUGGAGACAGCCUGCUCCAUCCUAGCCGCAUUGGAGUGUCCUUCCUGGAUGAUGCAGCAGUGGGGGUUAUCAAAGGCCUACUCAAGGUAGGCAAAACUAAAGAACUCAAGGAGGUAAACACUGACCCAACAGAAAGACACUUUUCAGCAGCAAAGUUAAACUCCCCUCUUGAAUCAGGUCAGAGGUCAGGAAAGAGCGCCAGUCAGUCUGGAAUAGAAACUCUUCACAGAAAGUCAGUGGAGUCGAUGACCACACAGAGGAGGGUUUCCAAACCCAACCGCUUUGAUAAGAAAUUCCUUAUUUUUGGCUCAAAACCUGAAGAGCAGAAGGACAGUGUUUCAUUCAAAGCCUCAAUCACCAGUAUUCUGUGGAAAGCCAAUGAUAUUCUCCUCUUGGUGGCAGAGGAGUUCUAUAAGAAGAAAGAGCGCCGCCCUAUCACUCGUUCUGAGCAACUGCAGGAGACAUUUGAUCAGUGUGCAGAGGAGAUAAACAAAAGACUUCUUAUCUACCAGAGUCAGUCACAUGAUUACCACAACAGCUGCCUGCAAGAAUUUCAGGUGCAGUUGAAGGCCAUUGAGGAGUUUCUGUCUAGCGUACCAGAGAAGCUUUUCUCUAAACUAAGAGAUCAACACCUUGAAGAGCUGACGCAAAGCAUGACACAAAUUCAACACCGGUUUAAACUAGUUCAACAGCAGAGUGAACAAAAGAGGAGGGAGCACAGUGGUCAGUUGCGUGUGCGUCUGAGCCAUCCGGCUUGUGAGACAGAACUGAAGCAGCUGGUGGCAGCCGAGGAGGACAGACAGAGAGAACAAAGACAAGCCAUCCAGAAUACCAGACAGGAAGUUCAGGCCUGUGCCCUCAAAAAUGCAGAAGAAUUUGUAACUGCACUUUCCAGGUUGGCAGAGGCCUUACUCUUCCAGUUCGACAACCUCAUAACCAUCCACGAGGUUCAAGUGGGAUCAGAUGCUGAACAAAAGAAGGAAAAUAUUACUAAACUCAUUCGCCAAGCACAAACUGGACUUUUGCUGGAAGACAAGAGCAGUACUCUGAUGCAGAAGGGCAGCAGAACAUGGCCAGGCAUUUGUUACUUCGGAUCCACUGAUGAUAGCACAUUUCAUAAAGAAGCUCAGGAAACGGCCACCAUCACAACUGCUAAAGCAACACUAGGGCAUUUUAAGACCAUUGAGGUGCGAGAUGCCAUGCAUGAGCUUUAUAGGCAGAGGGUUCAGGAGGAGCUGGCCAAAAGCCUGCGAGAGUGUGACGCUCAGGAAAGACAGCUGAAGCAGUGGCACGACUAUUGGCAGAGUCAGCUAAAAACCCUCGCUUCACUCAACUCUGAAUGACCAUGAGACAUUUAUGAACACUGACAGUCUAAGCCAAGGCAUUAAACACCAUCAAACAAAGAGAAGAGACACUACAACACAUGGAUUUUUGCCACUCAACAUUUACACGCUUAUCUGUUCUAUGUUGCUUGAUUCAUUUAAUGAUCAACAUAAUGGCUUUUGCUAUGAAUAGGCUAAUACAAAGUUUGUUAUAAAAGUGUUUAUUCGAUUUUAAAGUUUCAUUGUUUAGUGUUGUGCAGGAAUUAAAUAAAAAGAAAUUCUAAGAAAUACAACA
This is a messenger RNA of Megalobrama amblycephala (Wuchang bream), 4947 nucleotides long. RefSeq names its product coiled-coil domain containing 180 (gene ccdc180). The coding region runs from base 210 to 4673 and encodes 1487 amino acids. The record is from RefSeq and is a predicted model, not a curated record. Lineage: Eukaryota; Metazoa; Chordata; Actinopteri; Cypriniformes; Xenocyprididae. The transcript has 37 exons.